AUGCACAAGAUCAGCAACUUCACAGGCCAGGCCCGGCAUGGCUGGGAACGGAUGACUCCUGCAGCAUUUGGCAUGUCUAGAUUCCACCAGGACAUGUCGACGCCGCAACCACUGAGACGUCCACAAGGCUCGCCAGGAAUUGUCUCCCCAUCGGCAUCCGAAGCCACCUCGGUCAACCUCUCCUUCAACGUGCCCUUUGCCUCGAGCCUUGCUGGCCCCAACCCCGACGAGAUCCUCCACUCGAGCCCUGGUGCUGUCCAACGAUGGACUUUUCCAGCGGGUACUCCAGAAGGCACACCUACGCACAAACUGCCUGUUCACGUUCAAAACGAGGAGAGACUGCGGUCUUUGUGUGCAUACAUCAGUGACCAGAGCGGAGGGCAUAUACAAGCGACUGUAACGUCGUCGGAGCCAAAAGCUGGUCCAGCGCUACAUCGAAAAUCCCAAGGUCUAGUGACAAAUGUCUGCAUAUCAGGAGACGGAGACCUGGUCUACAAAAUGAGGUCUAAGAUUCUGAACGAGACCCCGAUUAUGAUGCGCUCUGCUAUCGUCGACAUCGACCCGGCCUUGAUCUUAGACGGGGCAGAAACUGGAAUCCGCUCCAGUGUUCUUAGUCACAUUGACCUUUGUGCCAAAUAUACCGGAACAGAUAUCUUCCUCCUCAAACCUCGUAACGCCGAAUCGUCUGCUGCCAAUGCCUCUUACGGCAACGGUGUUGAUAGUGGCCUGGAUCAGCGUUAUCGAGUCAACAUUUUUGGAGAUAUGGAAAGUGUGGAACACGCAAAGACCCGGGCAUUGAUGAUGAUUGACCAGAUACUCAAGCACAAGAUCGACGUGAUCAAACUCGAGGUAUCGAUGCACACUUUGGUUUCAGGCCGUACCGGCAAAAACAUCAAGAUGAUUGAAUCGGCUACAAAAACUGCGAUUUAUUUCCCCCCGCCAUUUCCUGGCGUCUUUGGAUACGUACCCCCUCAUGCCACGCGUCGAGCUGCGGACGAGGUCUUCAUUACAGGAGAAACACAGGAACGGAUCAACCAGGCAAAGCAGAAGCUGAAAGAGCUGGUUAUGGGUAUCAAACUCUACUCCAAAGACGCUGUGGUGUCUGCAAGCAAAAUCGACAACAUCCUACUCGAUCGCCUCGACAAAGUUCGGAAAAUCAUGGAAACCAACGGUUCGCAUGUCCUUUUUCCACAGCUUGGCAGCCAGCGUGGACUCGUCCGAGUUCAGGGAACCGAAGUCCUUCAUGUCGAGAGGACGGUGAAGGAGAUUAUGGCACUUGCUGGCCAGUUCUUCAGUGCCUCAUGGUGGAUCAUGAUGCCUGAUCCCUCACAGGGCCCUGCUCUCCGCUCUCCAUCCCCCGAAGAUAUCCGGAUCAUGUUGAGCGACAUUUGCACAAACUCUGGCGCGGAGAUCAGCUUCGAAAAAUUCACGUUCACCAUCAACGGCUCUGAUGAUGCGGUCAAAGCGGCAAUGAUGGUCAUCAACCAGAUUCCAUUCGUCAAGAGAACGCCAUAUCAAAUGCGUGUCAAGAUCGAGCUGGCAAACGAGCACAAAGAAUUCGUAAGUGGCAAGAAAAACGGCAAGAUAAACAAGAUCAUGGGCCAGAGCAAUGUUCAAAUCAUCUUUGAUGGUUUCAACGAGUACAAUUUUUACAUCGACGUGGUUGGCACUCAGUACGAGGCUACCAAGAAUGGCUUGGAUCUUGUGGAGCAAGAGAUGCCGGCAUCCAUUUCAUUCCAUGUUCCUGACCAGUACCACAAGCGCAUCAUUGGCAUUGGUGGUCAACACAUCCAACGUAUUAUGAAGAAAUACUCUGUUUUCGUGAAAUUCUCCAAUGCAAUGGACCGCGGAGGAGUGGGUAAGGAUGACGAUGACAUUAAAGUCGACAAUGUUAUAUGCCGUACACCAGCACGCAAUGCACAGAGCUUGGAUCUGGUUAAGCAGGAGAUCAUGGACAUGGUUGAGAAAGCAGACGCCGAGUUCGUCUCCGAGACCGUGGUUAUCAAUAGACUCUACCAUCGCGAACUGAUCGCCAGGCUACCCGAGAUCGAGGAGUUGGAGAAGAAAUGGAACUGCAAGAUUGACUUCCCUAACACUGAACAAGCCAGUGACGUGGUCACCAUUUCCGGUCCAGAAUAUCAAGUGCCACAAGCGGUUGACGCCUUCCUGGGGAUGGUUCCAGAAAGCCACGAGAUUGCUUUUCAGAAGUCGGACGACCUGGAUGCUUUCUUCAGCAGCCCGGAGUUUUUCAACGAUCUCCGUCAGAAGUUUAGGGAUCAGUACGAAGUAGACGUGCACGCGAACCCGGAAUUCAGCAGUCUGCCAAAGUCAGCUACGGCGUCGGUUGAGCGAAUUGUUGGUCCCUCCGAAGGACGACUGGUUCUCACAUACACGCGGAACAAUGCCGGCGGUCUCAAAGACGCUAUUGACUACCUCAUAUCACAGCUGGUGCCACACGGGCUCGACGCCACUACUGUCAAGGGGGCAAUUCCUCGUCCGAAGUCCGACUCGUUCGAGGACUCGCUUCCCUUCUUCGAGUCAAAGCUCUUGCAGAAUGCGCCUUCCCUUCACUCCACUGAUUCGCCGACCCGAUCGAGCUUUGCGGAUGGAGAGAACACAUCAGGGUCCUCCGAGCGGGCCUCUCUGUUUGACCGUCUCCGGAAGCCUGGUAGCAUCUCGUCGUUCUCGUCAUUCAUGAGCCGCAAAAACCAGAACAACUCUCCCGGAACAUUCUUCAAGCAUGCAUCCUCCAACGCGAGUAAGGCAUCUCUGAUUUCCAUGGAGAGUCGGGAGAGCGGAUACAGAAAUUUUUGGAACGACAGUGGCGUCAAUCUGCCCGAGGAAGAGGUUUCCAAUUCUACACUCAGUGGUGGCUGGCCAUCACGUUUUCGAGAAGACAAGUUCCCCUUUGGCACGGGUGGCAGCAUCUCCGGAGACCGAACUCCCAAGCACGAGCCUCGCGCGAGCUUCGACUCGGGCAGGCCACCAACAUCGCAUUCUUUUUCAUCCUACCCGGCACCAAUUGGGCCGCAUCACCACAAUCAGAUCCUGAGCAGUGCGAACGGGCCUGCUAGCAAUUUGAAUCUUCCUUUACGCUAG
This is a messenger RNA of Fonsecaea nubica, 3099 nucleotides long. RefSeq lists its product as hypothetical. Gene Ontology annotation, cellular component: cytoplasm; nucleus. The transcript has 6 exons. The record is from RefSeq and is a predicted model, not a curated record. The coding region runs from base 1 to 3099 and encodes 1032 amino acids. Gene Ontology annotation, molecular function: mRNA binding. Gene Ontology annotation, biological process: nuclear division. NCBI's taxonomy places the organism in Eukaryota, Fungi, Ascomycota, Eurotiomycetes, Chaetothyriales, Herpotrichiellaceae.